This is a messenger RNA of Mesorhabditis spiculigera, 2517 nucleotides long. The record is from the annotation of a GenBank genome assembly. Lineage: Eukaryota; Metazoa; Nematoda; Chromadorea; Rhabditida; Rhabditidae.
AUGCUCUACUGCGGCUUAUUUGCUCAAAUCCUGGUUUUCUUAAGUAACUCCCGGCUUGCCCGAAACUCUUUUCGAAAAAAUGUCGUGCUAUCGGUGAUAGUUUCCCUCAUAUUUUGUUCGGUAUGGCUGAUCGACACUCACCUGAUUACCGGAUGUACGAUGCAUCGCCCCGAUACUUUUGCGCCGUUGAACAGGAUCCACCAGCAAGAAUUUGGACACGGCCUGGAAGGCGUCAGCUGUAUUGGACAAACUUUUGAGAACACCGGCCCGUUACACGAAUUAUUUGCAUAUGCCUCAACGCUAACGAGUAUAGUUUUUCUCGGGAUCACCUGGGGAGUGAUUAUGGCUGCCGGGAUUGCGAUAUAUCAUACUUUACAUGCUAGCCCACAUGCUAGCAAAAGGACAAAAAUGUUGCAAAAAGAAUUAUUUCACGCGCUAGUGAUUCAGCUCAUCAUCCCACUCGUGUGCAAUUAUAGACCACUAACCGCAGUGUUUUUCACGGCCAUGCUCGAAUUACCAGUCAAUAUAUCAUUUGUAUGCUUUGCCAUUAUGUUGGACCCUAUUUUCGAGCCCAUCGCGAUCAUCUACCUCAUCAAGUGCUACAGGAAAGUGGUGGUUUCCUGGUUCAAAUGCCGAAAACACGAAAAAGUACUCCACAUCAUCCAUCAUUCCAUCGAUUCCAUUAAACCGCAUCGACAAGUGUAUCACAGACACCGACAAUCUGUGAGUCAAAAACCACUUGCCGCGGAAUUCACGACCUCUCCAGACAUCAUACAGACCGAACGUCUCAACCAAGUCCGGAUCCGAGACACUGCGCACGAAGGGUCGGGGCUUGACGUAUACCAUGCCCCUUAUCAAGAACUCCAGCCCGGCACAUCUUCGGCUUUACAGGAUGAUCCAACCACUGCCGAUAACCACCCCCUCUACGACGAAACGCCCCCAAAGCGUAGCAGGAUGGAACUGGCGCCGAAUCAGGCCAGUUCCAGCCGCUUCGACGCUGGCGUGCCAACACGAGGAGAAAACCAGCCGUCUGCGCAGUCGGUCCGGCAGAGUAGCCACCAACCAGGAGAACGGCAAGCGCCCGUGCAGAACAGCGGAGGGGAGCAAGAGCCGGAAUCGACGUGGUGCUAUAUAUGUCGUGCCUUGCUUCCCUUUUGCGCGAUCAGUGCUCAUUUCCUCUAUCAUCACGGGAGCAACACAAAUCCAACGGACCGUGACGCUGAGCUUGAUGCGCAACCAGAAAGGAAUGCGCACGACGACGCGCAUGUGUACGAGCUGCUCGAGAUGCCUGGCCCCAGUUCCACACCUGGUUCCGCCACAAACCGAUGUAAUGACCUCCAAGAUUAUAACUAUUUCUACGACCCUACCUCGGCCGUCCCUAUAGAGUGUCAUGAACGUGGUGUUUCAAUGGCAGGGUGCGAUCGCCAAGUGAUCUCCGGCGCCAGUCCGGCGCCUGCUGUCACCCCUGUCCCACCAAAUACAAGCCAAGUAGAGAAUAUCUACAACCCUUACACUCCUCAGAAUUUGCCUAGCACCAGCUAUAGCGAUGUCGACAGCCGGGCCGGCAAUCAUCAACCAGGCACCGGAAGUCACUUCAUGGCGCGCACCCCGCGUCUUCCGGAACGUUAUCGCGAACCAGAUUUUCUGGAUGAUGAACAAGAACCAGGCCCAUCGCAAGUCGUGUUGCCCGAGGGACUAAAUUUACGAGUUCGUUACGUAGACAAAGAUGGAAACCCCCAGCUCCGGACGCAGUGGGAAAGUCCGAUAUUCAGUUGUUUGCCCGAUUGGCUGGAAAGUAGGCGCAAGGGAAACAAAGCGUUCGUCCCACGUCAUUUGCCGGUCGUCCCGGCCCCGGAUAUCUUGUAUGCAAAAAGAGGCAACGGCCCCAAGCGGAAGUUCAAGAACGAGAUCGACUUACCGCAUAAACUGACGCCGGUUCAAUACAACACCAUCUACAACCACUUAUAUUACGAACACGGCGGCUUAAAGUCAAAUGACAUCCCGGACACUGACCGAUAUCCUGGAGACCUCCGAAAAGAAUUUGCCGAUUAUCGACGUGCCGUAGAAGCGACCCAGCUUGAUGCUCUGCCUGGAACAAGGCAUUCCACCAUGCUGCAAGCUGGCCCCAGUGACGCUGCAGAAACCUUUGAAUCCACGAGGCACGAUGCGCAUUGCCUCCUUCAUAUGACAGAGGAGGGACAAAUUGCCAGGGAUCAGAUGAGCGAAGAGCAACGCGACAAAUUGAAGGCGAUUUACGCCGCCGCGGCGAAGUUCUGGAUAGUGGUCGUCAGGCGGAUUACCAACAACUGUCACUCUGACGUCAUUCGUCAAGGGCAUGCGGAGCAGAGGGAGGCCGACGAUCAAGUCAUUCGCGAAGCUGUAGAGGCUCUUCGACAUGGCUUAGCGCCUCGAGGCGACCUAGCCAAGUGUCACGCGAUCCUAAAGCUGUAUGAUCUCGCGGACAGGUUGAUGAAGACGGACGACAAUAAAAAGCAAACAACACCCGCAGCCCAAAAA